Molecule: messenger RNA, 1745 nt
Organism: Setaria italica (foxtail millet)
Lineage: Eukaryota; Viridiplantae; Streptophyta; Magnoliopsida; Poales; Poaceae
Product: VAN3-binding protein
Exons: 9
Coding region: 191-1477 (428 amino acids)
Biological process (GO): auxin-activated signaling pathway; leaf vascular tissue pattern formation; phloem or xylem histogenesis
Source: RefSeq, a predicted model, not a curated record
CAUUUUGUGGGGAUGGUAAUUAUAAUACUGAAUCCUUCUGACUCCCAGUGCAUUGUGAAUGCCGCAUGCUUCUGCUUUUUUGGGUAUGUGAUCUCAAUAUAAAGACUUGGAGCCAUGCAGGUGUCACAAGGUCAGUGCAUCCAGGGCUUCCUACUAAGUCGCAGACGCCAGCCUGAUUUGAGCAGUCCUGAUGGAGCAUUUCAGGAGAGGGGUGGAGCUUGGGAUGGCCUCCUUCCAGAGAUGCCGUCCGCUGUCAUGUCAAAUGGCAGAGAGCGCACCAUUCGAUGCGCAGAAGGCGGCUAUGCGCUGUAAAGAGAAGUCACGGCGUUCCAAGUGCUGCCACCCCGAAGAGAUGCCAGUCAUCCCUGAGCAGGCCAUGGAGUUCCUCUCUCGGACAUGGAGCUCCUGCUCCACGGAUCUCUUCCAAAUACUCUCCCCCAGUAGCCUGGGAUUGUCACCGGAGGACUCUGAGCGAGACGAAGCCAGUGGAGACAGAGACGAAGACGAAGAGAAGCGCCUUGACACGGUUCAUUCCAACGGAGGAACGAGCCAAUUGUUCAAUCAGACUUGGAGAGUUCUGGCCAGUGGCAAGCCUAGCUCCAGACAGCACCGGCACAAGCUAGUCCAGCCUGCCUGGCUCAACGUUGGGAACAUGAAGGCGAUGCUGCGAGGGUUCAUUCUGGACAGCGUGCCGGUCACCGGAAGCCGGCGGAGGAGGCGGAGGGACGAGCUCCGGCUGCACUCGGCGCAGGCACACGCAGCCGUCUCGGUGGCGCAGCUCGCCGCGGCGGUCGCAGGCAUCGUGUCGAUCUGCGACCUGAGGCCGGUCGCCCCGGCCAGCGACAGCGACAAGAGGCUAGGCACGGUGCUCGCGUCCGCCGCGGCGCUGGUGGCCACCGUGUGCGCGGAGGCCGCGGAGACCGCCGGCGCCAACCACGGCCGCGUCACGUCAGCCGUGAGGACCGGCCUCGAGAGCCGCUCCUCCGCGGAGCUACUCACCCUCACGGCCACCGCUGCCACAUGUCUGAGGGGAGCUGCAGCGCUGAAGCGGAGGGCAGCCGACCUCAGGGGGAUCAGCAGCAGCACCAGCAGCAACGCCAUGGCUAUGAGCAUCAGCGCUGGAAUCCAGAAGGGCACGACUCUCAGAGUCUGCCUGCCUUGUGGGAGGGUGCGGGUGAGGACGGUGUCCGUCUUCCCUCAGCGAGGCGGCGGCGCCGGCGCGGUGGCGCUGAGGCUGGGGAAGAAGCGCCUGCACGGCGCGUUCGCCACCUACAAGGACUAUGUGGUGUCGGCGGUCGGAGAUGGCGGCGGCGAGGCGGUGGUGGAGGGGCGGCCGGCGUUCCCGGUGGCGCUGGUCACGGAGGGGGAAGGGGCGACGGUGCAGCUGCUGUUCGAGCACCAGACGCACUGCAAGGUCUGGAAGGCCGCCAUCGAGGGCAUGCUGGCCGAGCAGAAGCUCAAGCGCGACGGGAACUGAAGUGAUCGGAGACUGAUUGGGAACAUGUACGAAUCGAGCACGCGCAUCUGUACUGUACUAGCUGUACCGAUCUUUCUACACUUGUACUUGAUGGGUAGAUUUGGAGAGCAGUUGUUCUCUCUUUGUGCAGUCAUGCGUGUGUCUGGCGUCUUGUAUCUGUGUGACUGUGUAUAUGUAUUGGAGUGAACCGGAGUUCAUAAAAGGGCGAGAGAACCUGCUGGCUGCUGUAGAAGUAGAACUGAAGAGAAUCAUGAAUCAUCUUCUGUGA